Molecule: messenger RNA, 265 nt
Organism: Galeopterus variegatus (Sunda flying lemur)
Lineage: Eukaryota; Metazoa; Chordata; Mammalia; Dermoptera; Cynocephalidae
Gene: AKIRIN2
Product: akirin 2
Exons: 3
Biological process (GO): positive regulation of transcription by RNA polymerase II; positive regulation of innate immune response
Cellular component (GO): chromatin; nucleus
Molecular function (GO): transcription coregulator activity
Source: RefSeq, a predicted model, not a curated record
UCCUUCUCGGCCGCGGCCGCCUCGCCGCAGAAGUAUCUCCGAAUGGAGCCGUCCCCCUUCGGCGACGUUUCCUCCCGCCUCACCACAGAACAAAUUCUGUACAACAUAAAGCAAGAGUAUAAACGCAUGCAGAAGAGAAGACAUUUAGAAACUAGUUUCCAACAGACAGAUCCAUGUUGUACUUCUGAUGCACAGCCACAUGCAUUUCUCCUCAGUGGACCAGCUUCACCAGGGACGUCAUCUGCAGCAUCUUCACCAUUAAAAA